AUGACUUCACCGAUAUUCAAUCGCCUUAUACCCGAGCUCGAAAGGGUGGGCUAUGCCGCUGUUGCCCCUAACCUCCCAUCAAGUGGCACUACACCUCCUACUCCGAAUUGGGAUCAAGAUAUCGAAGUCAUCUGCCGAACGAUUUCCAAACUGGUUGUGGAGCGGGAUGUUGUGGUUGGCAUGCAAAGUUUCAGCGGUAUGACGGGCGGUACAGCGCUAGAGGGUCUUGACAAGAUCGCGUGCGCUACGAAGGGGUGGAAAGGUGGCGUCGUGAGGCUAAUCUAUAUAACCGCAUUCCUGGUGCUAGAAGGAUCCCAACAUUUACCUCGUGGUACACGCGAUAGCAUGGUACCGGAGAUGAAGACUGACAUGGAGAAAGGCAGAGUCACUGUGAUGGCGGAAGACCCUGAACCUAUGUUCUACCAAGAUAUAGACGAUGACACAGUCGCCGCACUGGCAAAAGAGUUGCGCCCGCAGAGCCUAGGGUCAUAUUGGGACACCGCAACGAUUGCUGAUUUCAUCGAUGCGGCCAAAGCAAGUGGUUCUCAUGGGAUUGACAAGGUAAUCGAGGUCGAUUCAAGCCACUCCCCUUUCAUCAGUAAGCCGGAGUGAAUAACUGAAAUAUUGAUUGACGGGCCAGGCGAGGCGAGCGGUUAAGGUUUCUUGAGUAAACUCUCACACCCCAAGUUGUCGUAAGAGAUAACUAACUAUAUAUCACGGAGGAUUGGAUACAGUGCGGUAGAACCUUUUGCGGAGAUUAUCUAUUAAUAAGGAGAUCUCCAG
Molecule: messenger RNA, 783 nt
Organism: Xylaria bambusicola
Lineage: Eukaryota; Fungi; Ascomycota; Sordariomycetes; Xylariales; Xylariaceae
Product: alpha/beta-hydrolase
Exons: 4
Coding region: 1-612 (203 amino acids)
Source: RefSeq, a predicted model, not a curated record